AUUACUUAAGUUUCCGUGCUGCCUCAGCUCCCCCAUCUCCAGUGAAGCAUGGGUGCAUGUGCCAGCAUAUGGUCGCUGCUUCACAAAGAGAGAGCAGGAGGCGGUGAGCGCUGCGCCUCCAGCCGUCUUUCAUUACCUUUCUAUCUCGUUGGCUCUGACCCCCUCCUCUCUCCCCAGCGGCCAUGCUGGCCAGCUGGCUGCCGCUCGGGUGUCGCUUUCCUGGCUCCGGAGGAGGCAAGGAGUUGCAUGAGCUUUUUUUUUUUUUUUGUUUGUUUGUUUUUCUAUGGGAGCCUGCUCGUGGGAGAGCAUCAUGGUAACUUGUCGGGAUGCAAAAAGCUCCAUGGAGCUCUCUCUGCGUGUUCCAUAACGCACCGAUAGCAGCCGGGGAUGGUGCUUCAUCGGGCCAUCCAGGCGGCUCGAGUCGGGGACCUCGCGGCCCUGAGGGAUCUGGCGUCCGCUGAUGGCCGCCUCUCUCCGGCCAUCAGCGACGCUCAGGGUGCCGGCCCCGUGCACCACGCGGCCAGGUGCGGACGCCUGGACUGCCUGCAGUUCCUGGUGGGUGAGCUGGGCCUGGCGGCUGACGCCCGGGCCUCGAACGGGGCCACGCCGGCGCACGAUGCCGCUGCCACCGGCAACAUCCGGGAGCUGCAGUGGCUCGUGGAUCGAGGAGGCUGUAACAUCGAGGACAGGGACGCUGCCGGAGCCACGGCUCUUCACCUGGCAGCUCGGUUUGGGUGCGUGGAGGUCAUUAAGUGGCUCCUUUCUGUGGGAGGGGUGGCCAAGGUGGAGACGAACUGCGGAGCGGUACCUGCUCACUACUCUGCAGCCAACGGGGACCUCACCUGUCUAAAACUACUCAUUCAGGAGGCUCCUGGCUGUGUGAACCACCAGACAGCUAUUGGCGCGACCCCGCUGUACCUGGCCUGUCAGGAGGGGCACCUGCACGUGGUGGAGUACCUUGUGAAAGUCUGCAGGGCCGACGUCCACCUGAGGGCCCACGACGGCAUGACCUGCUUGCACGCUGCUGCUCACAUGGGCCACCAGGCUGUGGUGGUGUGGCUGGUGACCUGCACCGAUGCCAGCUUGUCCUGCCAGGACAGAGAUGGAGCAACUGCUCUGCACUUUGCCGCCAGCAGAGGGCACUAUUGCAUCUUGGAGAAGCUGCUUCACAUGGGUUCAAAGGUCAUCAAGGAUUAUUGGGGAGGGACACCGCUUCAUGAUGCUGCGGAGAACGGAGAGCUGGAGUGCUGUAAAAUCCUGCUGGCCAAUCAAGCGAACCCUUCAGACCGAGAUAUUGAUGGGUUCACUGCAGCAGACUUGGCAGAGUACAACGGACACUAUGAAUGUGCCAGAUAUCUCCGUGCCAUGGAGAAAAACGCAUCGUGUGCGGAGAAGACCAUCGAGGUAAUCGCUCCAGUGGAGGAGGAGGUGAAGGUGAAGCCGGCUGUUUUGUCGCAGUGCAGCAGAGAGGACUACUACGGGAGCCUGAGUGACCCAUGCUUGGACUGUCACUGCGCUAACACACAGAUGGAUAGUUUAAAGCAACCUGAGAGUGAGGAGCCCCCUCAGGCCAGAUACCCUCAGCCCUCACCUUCUGCUUCAGCCACCCCUGCUCAUCCUGAGAAGAGCAUUGUCAGUAGAGUAGGGCAGGUUCAGACCGCAACAUCAGUUUUAAAAGGUUUCACCCAGUCCACGGCUGCUGGGACUGAGAAAACUGUCCCUGCUGAGAAGACAAUGUUGCCUGAUGCAAACUUCCUGGCUGAAAGAAAGCUUCUUGGUGACAUGAAGUCCAUCACAUCUUUCAAACAGUCAGGGAUAUCAGGAAUCUUCACCGGACAACCAAACAAGAUGGUGGUCCUUCCCACUGAGGAGGCCAACUUGUCAGACAUCGACUAUCUGGUGCCCACCCACGAUGAGAGAGGUUGCCCCAUAGCUGAGUGGAAGAGGCAAGUCAUGGUGAGACAGCUGCAGGCCAGACUGCUGGAUGAGGAGGAUCAGAGGAGGAAGGAAAAUGGAAGCAGAUAUGCCAAAGUCAGCUGGAGGUACUCCCAAGCCCACAAUGCCAUCCUGGGGCCCUCUGGUGAGCUGUUGACUGAGGAUGAUCUCAUCUAUCUGGAGCAGCAGAUUGCCAACGUCUCCAUGCACAGGAACUGUGAAGGCUAUGAGCUGGAGCUGGCUCGUCUAGCGGAGGAGCUCCGGCACAUCCUUCCAGCUCCCAUAGUCAACAUCACCGUCAACACGCAGUUCAGAAACUUCACGAGUCAAGUUCCCUUACCUGUGUGGUGCGGCCGCAUCUCGGGCAUCGUGAAGAGCAUGUCUCUGCUCAUGACCAACCUGACGGACCAGCCAUACUGCAAGAUGCCCAACACCGAACUGAUCACUGUGUUUUCUCAGACACCACACAGACAGAACUCCACCAGGGGACGCAGGGAGCGGAUAGAGGAUGAAAUCCACCAGUUUGGCGUGUCGGUGAGAAACCUGAAGUCAAACUUUGAGGCACAGAACUCACCGCUGUCAGAUGAGCCACCGGAGUCGGUCGUGUUAAGUUCUUCGCCACCACCCGAGGAAACAAACUCAGAGAAGGAGCCGAAGGUGUUGAACCCAGCCCCAGAGACGGACCAGAACAGCGACUCCGGCAUUGACUAUGACGAGAACGUUGCAGAUGUCCUGGAAACCACCAGCCUCAGAAAAGAGCGCAUAGUCGUCCUGUUCUUAGGCCACUGGAAGAAAUCGGCCUACAGUGUGACGCUGAAGAGCAAGGAUGCGGUGGAGAGGAAGAUGAGUGCCGGAAACCUUGGAGUGGGUGACAAACCUGGUUCGGAUCGCGGGGGCGGCAUGGAGACGGCCCAGUCGGAGAUCAUGAACAGUUCCCUGGGACAUUUCUUCAAGCAGAGGAGUGCUGUCAACAAGAUGCUGGGAAACUGGAGGAACAUGAUUUCCAGUGUCCCUUCCAGACAGAUACGCAGGCUCCACAGGCAGAAAGCCCUCUACUCCCCGGAGCAGUUCUUACCUCGCCUCGACGGCGUCCCCGUAGAGUACGACAGUUUGACCCUGGAUCUCUUCAUGCUGGGCUACUUUCACAUCCUGGAGCUGGAGCUGCCCGUGGACGAGCGCAAAAUGAGGCACCUGCUGUGUUUUGAGGUGUUCGACCACGUCGGGAGCUUCCCCUGGGAGAUGGUCAGAGACUUUCAUAAGGCCGUCAUUCAGGAAAUCGAGGCCGGGAACCGCGAGUGGAAGGACGGCUUUGAGGACAUUAAAGUGAAGUUCUUUGGAAACGCCGUGAGUCAGCCUGAAGCCAUCGCUGACGUAGUGAAGCACAGCCUCCCAGAGGUUAGACAGGUCCCUAAAGUCAUAGUGCAGACACCUACGCCUGAUGAGGGGGUGCUUAACGCGGGAACGGACAUUUCCAGUUUUAGCAAUGAUGAAAUUUGUAAAUACAUUGACCGCAGUUUUGCGUUUUGGAAAGAGAAAGAGGCUGAGAUUUUUGAUUUUGAGUAGUUGCUUGUGUCAUUUUUUUAAAACAUUUUUUGUAUGCUUUAUAGUUAGUUAACAUUAGGGCUGGGUAUCAAACCUGAAUAACGUAUCUGAAGACAGGAACUACCAAAAGCUGGCUCAGGCCGCUUGACCAGGUUGUGUAGCAUUGUUUACCUGUUAUUUGAUUUGAUAUUGCCUGAUCUGAAUUUUGUUAAUUUUAUACUGUUUUAUUUGAUUGUGUUUACAAAUUUAACAUCAGGAAAUUUCAGAAGUUUGGACAUUGUUGCUUAAUUUUUAGAAGUUUUAUUUUUAUUUAUUGCAAUAGAAUACAUGGAGACAUUUUAGUGUUGUAUCAAUCUAAAAGGAUAAUUGCAACCAUACCCAGCCCUAUUACAAAACAGAGUGCUUAAAGUGUGUUUGACUGCCAGUAGACAUUUUGUUUUGAGGUUAAAAGGUUUUGUAGUUAGCUGGUAAGAAGGUUUUUCAUAUUGAAUACCCCAACACAACCCGUGGUCCAAAAUAAAUGAUGACACAGA
This is a messenger RNA of Mugil cephalus (flathead mullet), 4010 nucleotides long. RefSeq names its product espin-like protein. Bases 388 to 3498 code for a protein of 1036 amino acids. Lineage: Eukaryota; Metazoa; Chordata; Actinopteri; Mugiliformes; Mugilidae. Gene Ontology annotation, cellular component: cytoplasm. The transcript has 11 exons. The record is from RefSeq and is a predicted model, not a curated record. Gene Ontology annotation, molecular function: actin filament binding. Gene Ontology annotation, biological process: actin filament bundle assembly.